AUGAAUGCCAAGACUCCAGCUGCCAGGGGCGCAUUCCUCUUGGCAACAAAACGUCAUGACACAAGGAUCCGAGGAGUGCCCCUUCUUCGCUACCGCACUAGCACAGUCUUCAACUUCUACACGGCCGGGUUAACCCCCAGCCAGGACUUCCGAUCGCACGAGCAUCAAACAAACCGCAUAUCCACGAUGGCAGUCUCCGCUACACUAUCCUUCCUCAUGGAGCAAUUCGACAAACGAGUCGCGGACAAACCUACGCGAGAGAAGUUCUACCAUGACGUGAUGGAGUUCUCAUAUCACCAGCCAUUUACCGCGGUAGAGACCGUCCAUAGCUUGUUCCAAGGCCAACCUGCUGACCGUGUGAUGGCAUAGGCUUUCGUGUUUUCGCAGUUCAUGUUCGCUCUACUGCCUCUGCUAGGAUUUCUAGGAUUCUCACUCGGGGUGGCAAUCAUCACAUUGGGAAUUUGCGGCUUCUGGAUCGGUGUCGGGCGUACGCUGCUCCCGGAGUUUAUACGCGGAUACGGAUAGCUAAUGAGCACCAACAGUUUGUGUCCUAUUUUCAACACUAGCUUUCACCGCAACCAUCGCGACCGUGGUCUGGCUGUGCGCAUGCGCGAGCUUCCUAUGUGCACGGUGGUUUAUGCAACUGAUUUCCGGGGCAUCGCCGGGGGCAAGGCAACGUGCAAUCAAGGGCUCGAACAAAAAGAAGGAGGAGAGGAUCCUCUGGGAAAAACUGGCCGCAGUCAAAAGGCCGGAGCGAAAUCCCCAAGAGAACACCCCACCGUACAGAGAAACGACCGCGAUCAAGUCUCCUGAUACCGCGGACGAAUCGGGCUCGGACAGCGGUGGUGGGAAAGGCAAUGGUCAAAAUGUGCUCACCCCGCCUGGAGGCGCGGCGCAAUCUCCGCUACUGCAAGCUAUGGGCGAAAGUGAGAAGCUGAGAAGGGACAUUGAGCGGAGUUUGAGAUAG
Messenger RNA from Tuber aestivum (summer truffle), 967 nucleotides. The record is from the annotation of a GenBank genome assembly. NCBI's taxonomy places the organism in Eukaryota, Fungi, Ascomycota, Pezizomycetes, Pezizales, Tuberaceae.